UGGUAAUAUCAGAAACCAGUACUAGACUUAAGCAUGAGAUGACAGGCAUUCAAAUGGAGGUGUUAAGUAGGCAGGUGGAAAUGCAAGUCUGGAUGAACAGCCUGGGUUACCACUGAACUUAUAUAUUUGGGGGUCCUCAGUGCACAGCGUCCUUAGAGUCAAGAGAUUGGGUAAUGUCACCAAAUGAGUAAGUGUGGACAGAAGGAGAAGGGGGCCAAAGGAUGAACAUGGGGGCACUCUUCUCAGAUGACUGUCAUAGUCUCUCUCCCCCUGCUUCAGUGUCACGACCACUCUCCAUCCCCACCUCCAAAAGGUCAUCUUCUCUCAGCAUCCAGCGUGACUCGGAUUAGAUAACACCAUUGUCUGAGUCUCUUCAGUGGUUUCCUGUUGCUCAUAAAGUCCAAACUCCUCACCAGGAGUAUCUGGCUCCUCCCCAUGCCUUCACCUUACUUUAUUCUUUCCUUCCUUUGUUCUCUACCGACCAGUUCCUCUAUGUAGUGCUGUUUAUUCCUCAAAUACAUGUAUCUUUCUCAUUUCAGGUCACUUGCACUAGCUGUUCCCUCAGCCUGGAGGGAGGAACCUAUCUUUGCAGGGCUGUCUCCUUUUCCUUCAAAUUUCAGUUCAAAAUACCACCUCUUCACAGAAUUUCUUCCUGUGCUCACUAGUCACUCUAACAAGUCACUCCGUAGCACUUUUUUCACGGCACUGAUAUCUGACAUUAUCUAUUUAUUCGCACAUUGACUGUGAAUCUCAGCUCCCCCAUGGCAGUGCCUGGCCGUGUUUACUAUUAUAUAUUCCCAGCGCCUCAAAGAGUGAUGCCACCUGUAGGCAUCGAUAAAUAUUUGCUGAAUAAGUGAAUGAAUGACUUACAGGAUUUUGCAUACUUUUAAGUAUCUUUUUUAGCUUCCAAAUUCAGGGAGGGAAUGCUGGGCUGCCAUUUUUCUUUGUCCAGCCUUUAUCUUUCUUUAUGUCCACUUCUUCACCAACUCCCCUGUGUCACAAAAGCCCAACAGUGCUGUAAAGAUAUUAGAAACAAUAUUUUAUUCCGAAGGCUGUGAAUCAGGGGAUUGUGUAAAGAAGUUACUCCAAUCUGAAAGCCUCGACACAGUGACGCGUUGGAAUGUGCCCAGUGACUCCAGAAGGGGACUGACUGACACUCCUCCGGAGGAGUCACGCUCGCGCCUGGAGGCUGUGAGGGCCCCAACCAGGUCCCAAACAGCAUCUGCUGCAGUGCCAUCAUGGGGGAGGUUCUGGAACAGUUCUUCAUUUUUGUAGGGCUGCUGGUGUGCCUGGUCCACCUGGUGAAAUGCGUGAGAUUCUCCAAAUGUAUUUUCCUGCACUUCUGGAAAGUUUCGCCAAGGUCUUUCUUGAAGUCCAUGGGACAGUGGGCAGUGAUCACUGGAGCAGGAGAUGGGAUUGGGAAAGCUUAUUCAUUCGAGUUAGCAAGACAGGGACUCAAUGUCGUGCUUAUCAGCCGGACACCGGAAAAACUACAGGCCAUUGCUGCGGAGAUUGAGUGGACGAUAGGAAGUAGUGUGAAGAUUAUACAAGCAGAUUUUACCAAAGAUGACAUCUAUGAGUAUAUUAAAGAAAAACUUAAAGACUUAGAAAUUGGAAUUUUAGUCAACAAUGUCGGCAUGCUUCCAAACCUUCUCCCGCGUCAUUUCCUUAACACGCCGGAUGACAUCCAGAGCCUCGUCCACUGUAACAUCACCUCGGUAGUGAAGAUGACGCAGCUGAUUCUGAAACACAUGGAAUCAAGGCGGAAAGGUCUCAUCUUGAACAUGUCUUCCGGGGCGGCCCUCUUUCCCUGGCCUCUGUACUCUACAUAUUCGGCUUCCAAGGCUUUUGUGUGCACAUUUUCCAAGGCACUGCAAGCAGAAUAUAAAGAGAAAGGAAUCAUUAUCCAGGUGCUCACCCCGUAUGCUGUUUCAACCCCGAUGACAAAGUAUCUAAAUACCAACAUGAUAACCAAGACUGCUGAUGAGUUUGUUAAAGAAUCACUGAAUUAUGUCACGAUUGGAGACGAAACCUGUGGCUGCCUCGCCCAUGAAAUCUUGGCAAGCAUUCUGAGCCUGAUCCCGUCAUGGGCCUUCUACAGCAGUGUGUUUCAGAAGGUGCUCCUGACUCGCUACAUGGACUACCUCAAGCAGAAUGCCAACAUCACAUAGUCCUGGUGGGCUGACGUGCCACCCAGCAUUGCUUUCUUCACCAAGUUCUGCACUGGCCACAGAGGACCCAGGAACAAACCAGUACCUGUCACCUCCCUGAAGCUGGAGGGCCCAUGUCACAGAUCCAGUACUUAAAAUUCAACUUUGUUUUGCAAUUUUACUCAAGUCUGGAGAUCUUUGGGAGAGCUGUGAUGUAAAAACAUGUGUUGUGCAAUGGGGUUUUAAUAGUUAGAGAAGGUGAGGGUGUCUAUAGGUAAAACUGGAAAAUUUUCUGUAUGGGAUUAUAAUAUAAUGUGGUGAGAAGAAAGCCUCUGAUUCUUUGAAUAUUGGGAACAAUUGUACCUAGUAAUCUACUUUUAUAGCUAUAUUAAAGAAUGUUUGAAAUUACUAAACUUUAUCAAGACUGCUGUAGUCCUAGGGCGCUCACUGGUUCUCAAACUGGCUUCCUCAGAGACCCAGGAAACUGUCUAGGAGAAGGGGUGGGGCAACAGCUACAUCAGGACAGUUUCUGGGGACACCUCAUUUCAGCUAAUGCAGCACCAGAUUUUUCUAUUUCAAUUUUAUUUGGGAUUCUGUGGAAGACUGUGUUUAUAAAAAUAAAAACAGAAAAUAUGUUGCUAAAAGUAGUUU
Molecule: messenger RNA, 2801 nt
Organism: Orcinus orca (killer whale)
Lineage: Eukaryota; Metazoa; Chordata; Mammalia; Artiodactyla; Delphinidae
Gene: HSD17B3
Product: hydroxysteroid 17-beta dehydrogenase 3
Exons: 11
Coding region: 1239-2171 (310 amino acids)
Cellular component (GO): endoplasmic reticulum
Molecular function (GO): oxidoreductase activity
Source: RefSeq, a predicted model, not a curated record